Messenger RNA from Arabis nemorensis, 480 nucleotides. NCBI's taxonomy places the organism in Eukaryota, Viridiplantae, Streptophyta, Magnoliopsida, Brassicales, Brassicaceae. The record is from the annotation of a GenBank genome assembly.
AUGAAGAAGCAGAGCGACGUGUUCGAAAUCUCCGGUGAUGAUGAUAUAGAUAGGCUCAGCAAUUUGCCAGAUUUCUUGCUAUGUCACAUUCUCUUGAAUCUUCCCACAAAAGAUGUGGUUAAGAGUAGUGUGUUAUCCAAAAGAUGGAGAGAUCUGUGGCCAUUAGUACCUGGAUUAGACUUGAAGUCCGGUCAUUUCCCGGCUUUUGUGACUUUUGUCGAUAGAUUUCUCGGUUUUAAUCGUAGGUCACGCCUGCAAAAGUUGAAGUUGGAGUCUCAAUCUCAUGUCAUUUGGUGGAUCAACACUGUACUUAAGCGGAAAAUUCAACAUCUCCAUGCCAUCUAUAAUUUCUCGAGAUGUGAAGGUGUACCACUAUUUCGUAAUCUAUCGCUCUUGCAUGUUCAGUUCGACGACUACAGGUGGGAAACGUUGCCAAUCUUUCUUGAGAGCUGCCCGAAUCUAAAAUCUCUCCUUGGUUAG